GGCGGGCGGAGGGGAAGUGGGGGGGGCGGAGCUCCCGCCAUGUCGCAGCGCUCCGGGGACAGAGAUCGCGACAGGGAGCGCGACAGGGAGCGCGAGCUGCAGUGGUCGGCCCGCAGGAUGGGCACGUCGCUGCUGCUGCAGCUGUCGGCGCACGAGCGGGAGCUGGACCUGGUGUGCCUCGACCACAGCUACGCCAAGCCCUGGAGCGCGCACCCCGACGCCAGCGCCGCCCGGCCCGCCCGGCUCCUCUUCCUCACCCCGCGGAGGCACCUCGGCAGCGCCCCGGAGGCCGAUGUCCCCAUCGACGUGGAGACGGUGACGCCCACGCCGGUGCCGCUGUACGACAACCAGAAGGCUCGGAGCGUGAUGAACGAGUGCGAGCGGCACGUCAUGUUCGCCCGCACCGACGCCGACGCGCCCCCGCCGCCCGACGACUGGGAGGAGCACGUCAACAGGACGGGCUGGACCAUGGCCCAGAACAAGCUGUUCAACAAGAUCCACAAAGCGCUGCAGUCGGACAGGCUGGCCCGCCUGGCCAAUGAAGGGGCCUGCAACGAGCCGGUGCUGAGGAGGAUCGCUGUGGAUAAAUGUGCCCGCAGGGUGCGCCAGGCCCUGGCCAGCGUCAACUGGGACACCAAACUCAUCCAGUGGCUUCACACCACGCUGGUGGAGACCCUGAGCCUGCCCGUGCUGGCUGCAUACCUGGAUGCCCUGCAGACCCUGAAGGGAAAGAUCCCCACGCUGAUCGACAGGAUGCUGCACUCCUCCACGGCCAAGACGGGAGCAGCGGGCGCUGAGGCGCUGUCCCUGCUGCUCAAGAGACCCUGGGACCCCGCAGUGGGUGUCCUGUCCCACAAUAAACCAAGCAAACUGCCCGGAUCCCCCCUGAUCCUCAUCGCUUCCUCCGGCCCCGCCAACUCCCUGUUCCCCACGUCCCGGCGGCACCGCUUCUGGCAGUCCCAGCUCUCCUGCCUGGGAAAGGUGAUCCCCAUCGCCACGUCCCUGCUGAACAACGGCAGCGGGGUGGGGGUGCUGCAGUGCCUGGAGCACAUGAUCGGCGCCGUCAGGGGCAAGGUGGCCGAGAUCCACAACCACUUCUCUCACAAGCAGAUCAUCCUGAUCGGCUGGAACACGGGUGCCUUGGUGGCCUGUCACGUUUCCGUGAUGGAAUAUGUCACUGCUGUCGUGUGCCUCGGCUUCCCCCUGCUCACCGUGGAUGGCCCCAGAGGGGAUGUGGAUGACCCCCUCCUGGAGAUGAAGACCCCGGUGCUCUUCGUCAUCGGGCAGAACUCCCUGCAGUGCAACGUGGAAGCCAUGGAGGAUUUCCGGGAGAAGAUCCGGGCGGACAACAGCAUGGUGGUGGUGGGAGGAGCCGAUGACAACCUCAGGAUAAGCAAAGCCAAAAAGAAGUCAGAAGGGCUGACCCAGAGCAUGGUGGACAGGUGCAUCCAGGAUGAGAUUGCAGACUUCCUGACAGGGGUGCUGACCCGGGCCGAGAGCCACUCGGGCUCCGAGCCCCGCGACCUGGACGCCGAGAGGAAGAAGAAGCCCCGUGAGUGCAGCAGGAGGGAUCUGUCCUUCGAGCUGCCCGAGAGGAGCAGCAGACCCGCCUCCCCUGCAGCCAAAGUGCCAGCCUCGCCCUCAGGCUCCGAGGACCUGUCCAGCGUGUCCAGCAGCCCCACGUCCAGCCCCAAGACCAAGGUGGCCGCGCUGGCCCUGCCCAAGCCCAGCCAGGUGGGCCCCACGCAGCUGCAGAGGAGGCCGGUGCCGAGGCCAGACGCUGUCCUGACCCACAAGCAGGCACAAGCUGCGGUGGCCCCCGAGCCCUCGGAGGGGGCUGGCAGAGGUGGGCGAGUGCAGCUGAAGAGGCAGCAGAGCCCCAGCCCCAGGCAGUGCAGCAAGGCCUCCAAACGAGCCAAAAUCCAGGUGACCAUUGUCUCCCACGGAGAUGCCACGGGCACCGGAGCAGCCCUCGGCACCCAGGCUGCAAUUGUCUCCGGGAAGCCGCUGCCCCUGGGCCAAGCCGUGUCCAGCACCAAGGAGCUCUCGGGGCUGCUCUCCACCCCCAAGCUCAGCUCAAGCACGGAGGCCUCGCUGAGCCCGGCCCAGGCCGGGAUCCCCAGCAGCUCUGCCCCCAGCGCCUUCCACGCCCUGCAGAGCCGGCUGGUGGCCAGCAGCGGCCACGGCCUGCCAGCCCAGCCGGCCACUGCCCUGCCAGGAGCAGCCUCUGCCAGCAGCCUGCUCCAGGGGCUGAGCUUCAGCCUGCAGGAUUUGGGCACCAAGGCCUCCAGCCUGGCCCCCAGCGCGGCGGCCGCCGGCUCACCUGUGCAGGGCCCGCCGCUGAAGGCUCCCGGGGCGCUGCAGGGCCUGGCUGCGCUGGGCUCCGAGGCGGGCGCCCUGGUGCGCACCAUCCCCGUGGCCACCUCGCUGGCCCUGGGGGCCUCGGGCAAGCCCACGGCCAUCCACCAGCUGCUGAGCAACGGCGGGCUGGCCAAGCUGGCCAGCAGCCUGCCCGGGCUGGCCCACAUCUCCAACCAGGCCACAGGCCUGAAGGCCCCGGCCACCAUCACGGUGACCCUGCGGGGACAGCCCGGCCGCGUGGGCACCCUGAGCCAGGCGGGGCUGGGCACGGCACAGCCCCAGCUGGAGGAGCAGCCCCAGGGCCCUCAGUGACGGCCACGGAGCCCCCGUGGUGUGGGAGGCCAGGCUGGUGUGGCACUGCCGAGGCUGCCCCGUGCCAGCCUGGGCACCCCGAGGUGGCACCUCCAGGACACGGCGGGGACACUCUGGGGACACCGUGGGGCUGGCCAGCAGCAGCCACGCCGCCCUGGGGGCUGUGGGGACCCCCAGGAUUCCUGGAGGGUAGGAAAGGGGGGAUGUUCUUCUGGGUUUGUUGCUGUUUAAUAAAAACUUCCUUUUUUUU
Molecule: messenger RNA, 2923 nt
Organism: Taeniopygia guttata (zebra finch)
Lineage: Eukaryota; Metazoa; Chordata; Aves; Passeriformes; Estrildidae
Source: RefSeq, a predicted model, not a curated record